Messenger RNA from Amphimedon queenslandica, 12783 nucleotides. RefSeq lists its product as uncharacterized. Bases 181 to 12501 code for a protein of 4106 amino acids. The transcript has 70 exons. The record is from RefSeq and is a predicted model, not a curated record. Gene Ontology annotation, cellular component: membrane. NCBI's taxonomy places the organism in Eukaryota, Metazoa, Porifera, Demospongiae, Haplosclerida, Niphatidae.
UUCACAUGUGCUUGCCCGCAGCAACUGAAGGGCUUGUAUUUUAGCAGAGCUUUAGGUCUGCUUUGGUUUGUUGCUUAACAGUAGCAGGGCAAUCAGAGCUCUGCUGUAGUGUUCUACUACUCUUUUCUUGAUAGACAAGGGAAGGUCCAGGCUGAAAGUCUGGCUUCUUGUUUUUCUGCAAUGUUUCAAACAACGCCAGCUAUUCUUUUGGGAAUAGCUCUCCUAUUCACUGCUGUUUCAGUCACUCCAGUAUCUGCUGGUUCGUGUCAAGGGAACGGCAUAACAGUUUGCUGUACUCCUGACAAUUGCCCACAACAGAUAUCUCCCGAUGGUUGCUACUGUGACACCACUUGCCACCAACAUGGAGAUUGCUGUGAUGAUAUUGAUGAAGUCUGCCCCACAGAAUCCUGUACCGAUGGUGCUGUAAGGUUAUCCGGUGGUUCCAAUGCACAGGAAGGAAGAGUUGAAGUCUGCCUUGAUGGGAAAUGGGGGACAGUAUGUCACCAGAAAUGGAGCAAUGCAGACGCUCGUGUUGUAUGUAGACAGUUGAACCAAUCCUAUACUGGAGCAGCUGGCGUGAGGAAUGCUCGCUUCUCUCAAGGAGACGGGCCCAUUCACAUGACGUCCGUCAACUGCACCGGAUCUGAAUCCUCCAUUUUUGACUGCAACUUUGACAACGAGACAAUCGGCUGUAACCACGGGAUGGACUCUGGCGUCAUCUGCAGUCGAGCUACUUGUGACGAUGGAGAGGUUCGAUUGGCCAACGGGUUCUUUUCGUCUCAGGGAAGAGUUGAAGUUUGUCUCGGAGGUACUUGGGGUACCGUCUGUGAUAAUGCUUGGGACAGGCUUGACGCUGUUGUUGUAUGCCAGCAGCUGAAUAUGAGUACUGACCGUGUUCUUUCUGUUGGGAGAGCUCACUUCGGUUCGGGUAAAAGUGCCAUCAACAUGAAUGAUGUUCAGUGCAAAGGAACCGAGAGCAGACUCAUUGACUGCAAGUACAAUGAGAACAGCGACUGUACUCAUGCUGAAGAUGCUGGAGUGUUCUGUGGUAUUAGAUUAGGCUGUAUUGAUGGUACUGUCAGACUAGCUAAUGGCUCUAAUGCUACUGAAGGACGUGUUGAAAUAUGUGUUGGGUCCUCAUGGAGGACAGUCUGUGAUGACGGUUGGGACAGAUAUGCUGCUAGUGUAGUCUGUAGACAAUUGGGGUAUCCUUCAGCAGGUGCCCUAGCAUUCAAUGGUUCAAUGUUUGGUCCUGGUGACUCCUCUUAUGAGAUACUCUAUACCCAGGUCACUUGUACUGGGCAUGAGACCAACUUAAGAGGGUGUGGCUUUAUGACUCCGAACUCGUCCGAUUCAAAGUGCACUCAUGCUAGGGACGCUGGUGUGAGGUGUCUCCCUGGACUUGGUGAGUGCACAGCUGGGAGUGUUCGACUGGUAGAAGGUGCUGAUGAGUAUGAGGGUCGUGUUGAAGUCUGUCUCUUUGAGAGAUGGGGUACUGUCUGUGAUCACAGCUGGUCCACUCCUCAUGCCGAAGUUGUUUGCCGCCAAUUAGGACUACCCACACUUGGUGCUACUGCUUAUUCUGGUGCUUAUUUUGGUAUUGGUGCAGGCCCUAUACACAUUGAUGAUGCUGUCUGUACUGGAGAUGAGACCAAUAUCACACAAUGUACCUUCACAUCUAAUGACAACUGUCUACAUCUUAAUGAUGCUGGAGUCAGGUGUCCCUGUGUUCAUGGUGAUGUACGUCUUGUUGAUGGUCCCACUAAAAUGGAGGGACGUGUUGAGAUAUGUAUUGAUGGAGUCUGGGGUACCAUCACUGAUGACGGUUGGGACAGUUUUGAUGCCAAUGUGGUCUGUAGACAACUCGGUUUCAUGGGAAACGUGUCCUUCCCAAAGCUUUAUGCUGCCUAUGGUAGAGGUGUUGGUCCCAUACACAUGACUAUUGUUACCUGCUUUGGGUCCGAGUCACGUCUCAUUGACUGUCGAUUCAAUCCAAACACUAGAAGUGAAUCGCAUGCUGAAGAUGCUGGAGUUGCAUGCUACAAUGGAACAACUACCGAUAGCUCAGUGUGUGAGACUGGUGAGAUAAGACUAGCUAAUGGUUUCUCUACUACUGAUGGUCGUGUUGAAGUCUGUUCUAAUGGAGUCUGGGGCUCUGUCUGUUAUGCUUUGUGGGACUCCUUUGAUUCGUCUGUUGUCUGUAGCACACUGGGAUACGCUAAAAUUGGUGAGGCUUAUUUUGCUGGUUUCACUCGUCGCCCUGGACCUGGUACAGGGCCGGUACUGAUGAGUGUUGUCAGUUGCCUAAGGAGCUCCAACUCUUUGUUUGAUUGCUAUUAUACCGGAGCUCUCAUUGGCUGCAAUCAUUUUACUGACGUUGGAGUAAGGUGCUUUAAUAGAGGUGACUGUACUCCCGGUGAUGUGAGACUACUGUUAGGUUUCGCUCUUAGUAAUGAACGUGGACGUGUAGAGGUCUGCUAUGAUGGAGUGUGGGGAACUGUUAGUAGCGGUGGCUGGUCUGAUAAUGAUGCUAAGGUUGUAUGUAAGCAAUUAGGAUACUUCCCUUACGUGGCUCUCCCAAGAUCAAAUGGCUUUUAUGGUCGAGGUCCGUUCAGUCAACCCAUUCCACUUCAUGGUGUUGGGUGCUUUGGACAAGAAGACAAGUUAUUGGACUGUGGCUUUCUGCCACGCCCCUUGGUGGGAGUGACCCAUUCUAACGAUGCUGGAGUCGACUGCUUCACUUUUAAUGGCACUGCUAAUUCACCUAACUGUACAGCUGGUUCCUUGAGAUUGGUGGGUGGGGCUAAUGAACACGAGGGUCGCGUUGAGGUCUGUCUUAGCGGUGAAUGGGGCACUGUUUGUGAUGAUAGCUUCGGCCCUAACUCUGCUAAUGUCAUUUGUAACCAGUUAGGAUUCUCAAGAUAUGGUGCUGUUGCAUUACCUCGUUCAUAUUAUGGCGAGGGUAAUGGGAGUAUAUUUCUUGAUGAUUUAUCGUGUACUGGUCAUGAGAAGAACUGGUGGGAGUGUACCUCAUAUACCGCAAACCAUAACUGUAGACAUAUUGAGGAUGCUUCAGUCAGGUGUCAGCCCAAAGCAUGUGACCACGGUGCCGUUAGGUUAGCUGAUGGUACUAACGAACUAGAAGGACGCCUUGAAGUCUGUAUUGAUGGAGCCUGGGGCACUGUGUGUCAUGAUUUCUGGACCGGCAUUGAUGCACAAGUGGUCUGUCGCCAGCUUGGCUACUUGGGAACAUUUGCCCUUGGAUACAACAGCGCAUUCUUUGGCCAGGGGACUGGUCCUAUUGUGAUGGAUGACCUUCGUUGUGUUGGUAAUGAGUCCAGAAUUAUUGACUGUCCGUUUGAUGUACACACUGCUGACUGUUCUCACCUGUUUGACGUCGGAGUCAAGUGUUACCCUGAUGAAGGUUCAGCUACCAAUACAUCAGUAUGUAAGUUAGGAGACACUAGACUAGUUAAUGGAUCAAAGCCAAAUGAAGGGCGAGUUGAGGUCUGCAUUGAUAACGUAUGGGGCACUGUCUGUGACGACAGGUUCCAACCUCCUGAUGCUAUCAUUGUCUGUAGACAGUUAGGAUACUCUGAUUUAGGGGCUACCCCGGUUCCUGGUGCUGCCUAUGGUAGAGGCACUGGCCCUAUAUACAUGGACAAUACUUAUUGUUUUGGUGACGAGGACUGGCUCCUCGACUGUGCCUUUGAUCCACACACGGCAGACUGUCAUCACGGAAGAGAUGUAGGAGUUAUUUGUUCAGUACCAGAUGAGUGUAAAACUGGUGACAUUAGGUUGGUGAAUGGAUCAGUUCCAACUGAAGGACGUAUUGAGAUAUGUGUUGAUGGUGUUUGGGGUACCAUCACUUCCAUUGAUUUCGAUCACAGAGACGCUAGAGUUGCCUGUACACAGUUAGGAUAUGAUGGCAGAUAUGCAGUUACAUAUGGAUUCAAUACUUUCUCCUAUUUUGGUGAUGGGAUUGGCCCAGUCCACAUGCACAAUUUGGCUUGUGUUGGUAAUGAGCCAUCACUAUUGAACUGCACUUAUGAUAGGUUAAACCCCUUGAUUAUUAACCCUCACAUUGCUGAUGCUGGAGUCCGCUGCUUCAAUACAUCAAUUCCUGCUUGUACUCCUGGUGAUAUAAGACUAGUCAAUGGUAGCUCUCCAUCUGAAGGACGUGUUGAGAUGUGUAUGGACAAUGUCUGGGGAACACUCUGUGGUAUUAUUUGGCUUGAAAUAGACUCACUCGUCGUUUGUAGACAACUUGGAUACAACGACUAUGCUGCACUGACUCUACCCGGUGGUAGCUAUGGUCUUGGUGUUAACGCCAGUAACGCCUCCAGUGUCCCAAUAUACCUCACUCCGCUGUGCAACGGUACUGAAAAACGGCUACUUGACUGUGAACACUAUCAGGUAGCUGUUUGUAACCACGGACAUGAUACUGCACUGAGGUGCUUCAAUUCUGACUCCUGUACUGAGGGUGCCCUCCGUUUGGUUAAUGGUAGCUCAAUGAAUGAGGGACGCAUUGAAAUCUGUCAGCACAACAUUUGGGGCACCAUUUGCGAUGACUUCAUUUCUAGAGUCGAUGCUAGAGUCGUGUGUAGAAAUCUUGGACUUAAUGAAAGAUAUGCUGUAUCAUUUGUUGGUGGCUAUUUUGGUGUUGGAACUGGGCCUAUUCACAUGGACGAUGUACAGUGUGCUGGCACGGAGACGAAACUAAUAGACUGUGAACACGACAGUUCGACUGACGACUGUGGGCGCAAUGAAGAUGCUGGUGUAGCCUGUUAUAAUCAGAGUCAGUGUACCACUGGUGACGUGCGACUGGUUAAUGGUAACAACACGUACGAGGGUCGACUGGAGUUGUGUUCUGCCGGUAUAUGGGGAACUGUCUGUAGCUUUGGGUUUGGUUUAGCCGAGGCUAUAGUCGUGUGCACUCAACUCAAUUUAACAUCAACUUAUGCUGUACCGUUUGUUAAUAGUUAUUAUGGGCGUGGCUCCAGUGAGAUUGUUGCUAGUUCUAUGAGUUGUUUCGGUACUGAGCGAAGACUCACUAGCUGUCGGUACUCAGUCACAGCUGCAGCGUCAUGUUCACACUUCCAGGAUGCAGGCGUGGCCUGUUACCCCACAGCCCAGUGUAAUACAACUGGUCUAACGAGACUGGUCAACGGUCAGAAUCAGUACGAGGGUCGUGUUGAGAUUUGUUUAAAUGGUGUCUGGGGAACUGUUGAAGAUGAUCGCUUUAGUACUCAGGAAGCAGCUGUUGUCUGUCGCUCUCUUGGCUACCCAACCAUUGGAGCUGAGCCUUUGCCAAGGGCAUAUUUUGGUCCUGGGAAUGGAAGGCUACAAAUGACAUUGCUAAGUUGUACUGGGAAUGAGAACAACCUCACAGCAUGUCCUUAUAACAAUGUACUGACCACUGCUCAUCAUUUUGAAGAUGUUGGAGUGAGAUGCUAUUCUGGGGGUCAAUGUACUAAUGGUUCUAUAAGACUCUCUGAUGGUGAGACUGAUCUGGAAGGACGUGUUGAGGUCUGUUCUCAAGGAGUCUGGGGCACCGUCUCUCGUUUUGGCUGGACCUCACUCACUGCUAGAGUAGCUUGCCGUCAACUAGGAUAUUCAGAUAAAAUUGGUUUUGUUAUUCCAGUGCGACCAGGUAUAGGUCCAGUAGCUAUUAACAGUAUUAAUUGUGAUGGAGAUGAGCCUUCAAUCUUUAAUUGCACUUACACCACUAACUCACGUAUAAUCGCCCACCAGUUCGAUGUUGGGAUCAAGUGCUACAAUAUAACAGUACCAGGCCAGUGUACAAACGGUGCUGUUCGACUAAUAGGCAGUUAUACACCAAUGGAAGGUCGAGUUGAAGUCUGUGCCAAUGGUAUUUGGCAAAUGGUCUGUGACACCCAAUGGAGUCAGGCCGACGGUAACGUGGUCUGUCGCCAACUGGGCUACGGAGCGUUUGGUAAUCGAGUCCGUUAUGCUUCUUUUUAUGGACACAGUAAUAAUGGGUUCUUGCUUGGUAGUGUUCGCUGCUCUGGGUUCGAAGAUAAGCUUGUGGAUUGUCCUGUUGUUGCUAAUCCUCAAUGCACUGUGCUCCGAUCAGCCGGCGUACAGUGCUCAAACAAGAGUUGUGAGGAUGGUGACAUUCGUCUUGUUGGUGGAUCUAAUGAUAAUGAAGGAAGAGUUGAAGUGUGUAUUGGUGGAGUGUGGGGCACUGUCUGCAGUAGACAAUGGGAAACAACUGAUGCUCGUGUGGUCUGUGGUCAAUUAGGAUACUCAAACUUCACUGCUGUAGCAAUAUACAACGCUUAUUAUGGCCUUGGAUCCGGCCCAAUAUUAAUGAACUCACUCCAGUGCACGGGGAAUGAGGACAAACUUAUUAACUGUGACUACUCAAAUAUUAUAUUCAACUGUAACCACGGGUUAGAUGCUGGCGUCAAGUGUUUUAACUCAACCAGCGACGGAGUGUGUGACUUGGGAGAUGUUAGACUAGUGGGUGGAGCUUACAAGGAAGAAGGAAGAGUGGAGGUUUGUUUCAAUGGUCAGUGGGGGACCGUCUGUGAUGAGCGUUGGGACGUUCUUGAUGCCACUACCACUUGCAGUCAGCUAGGAUAUCAACCAAUUGGUAGAGCAUUCACUAGUUCAUUCUUUCCUCCUGGCAAUGGCUCUAUAUUUAUGAACAAUUUGGACUGUUUUGGUUCUGAAGGAUACCUUGCCCACUGCCCCUAUCAGGACAAUAUUGCUGACUGUACUCAUGCCAGUGAAGCUGGAGUCAGAUGCUACCUUCCUGAUAACUGUACUAAUGGUCAAAUCAGAUUAUUCAGCAACAGAUUUGUCAAUUAUUCAGUCGAUGGAAGAAUAGGACGACUAGAGUAUUGUUACGAGGGAGUAUGGUCAUCAAUCAGUGCUUUCAUAUGGAACAGUUUACAAUCAAGAAUAGCCUGUAGGGAGCUAGGCUUCAGUGAUUCCCUGUCACCAACAUAUGUUCAAAAUAUAAACUUUGGUCCAGUUCAUGGUCCCAAUGUAUAUGUCUUUUGUCGUGGAUUGUUCCCUUCUUUGAGUAAUUGUACAGUUGCUCCAGCUGAUGUAGUGUCACCGUUUUAUACCGCUCCUACUCCUUAUGUCUACCUUUAUUGCCCUCGGCCACCAUGUAAUGAUGGUGACAUUAGGCUGGUCAAUGGCUCGGUUCCUCAUCGAGGACGAAUAGAAAUAUGUAUCAACAACACUUGGGGAACAAUAAGUGAUGACAGGUGGUCUUACGCUGACGGACAAGUUGCAUGUAGACAACUGGGAUAUUCUGAUCAAGUGUUGACAGUGCGUGUCAGAGCUUAUUACGGGGAAGGCAAAGGCCCAAUAUUCUUUAGGAAUUUCUUUUGUCUUGGAACCGAACGAAGGCUCAUCAACUGUGCCUCGUCUACUAACACUGCCUUUGAGAGACAUUCGGAAGACGCUGGACUUGACUGCUAUCCUAACAAUGAGUGUACUCAUGGUGAGAUAAGACUGGUCAAUGGUACCACAGAGUAUGAGGGUCGUCUUGAAGUUUGUAAUGAUGGAGUCUGGGGGACUGUCACUAGUGAUGGGUGGUCCUUUUAUGAUGCAAGGGUGGUCUGCGCACAGCUUGGAUUCUCCAGGAGAUAUGCACUCCAUUAUGACUCAUCUGUCUUUGGUUCUAAUUACAAUAUACCAAUCGUCAUGGAUGGAGUAUUCUGCUUUGGUAACGAAAAUUAUCUUGUUAAUUGCUCCUACAGGAGUAGGCCAUCAGCAUUUGACACACACGCUAAGGAUGUUGGUAUACAGUGCUAUGGAAAGGACGUUGGCAAUUGCACCACUGGUGCUGUGCGAUUGGUCAAUGGUGCUGAUAAAUACGAAGGCACUGUACAAAUAUGCAUUGGUGGAGUAUGGGGAACUGUGUGUGAUAGUUUUUGGUCUGAGGCUGACGGUAGAGUCGUGUGUAGACAAUUGGGAUACGCCACAGCAGGUGUAACAAUUUACAGAUCUUCUUAUUAUGGCAAUGGCACUCAAGGUCCUAUUUAUCUCAAUCGUAUGUUUUGCUCCGGAAAUGAAGAAAACCUCUUGCUUUGCAACCACUCGCCAUAUACCGAUUUUUGUACUCAUGAAAGAGACGCUGGAGUGAAAUGUCUCCCUGGAAGUAAUUGUACCAUUGGUGAGGUCAGACUGGCUGGUAGCUCGCUAAGUUAUGAAGGAAGAGUUGAAGCCUGCAUUGAGGGGGUUUGGGGCACAAUAUGUCACACUUUAUGGGGCCAGAAAGAUGCUACUGUGGUAUGCAGGCACCUAGGGCUGCCAUAUCAAUAUCCAGUGCCAAUCAGAGAGGGAUCAUUUGGUCCAACUACUUUACCUAUUUUGCGCAAUAACUUAAGAUGUAGCGGUAAUGAAGCCAAUAUAUCAGAGUGCUCAUCAAUCAGACCAUUCUUCUGCACUAAUUCUCAGACUGUCAGUGUAGCAUGUCUUUCUGAAGCUAUGUGUACUCAUGGUGAUAUGAGACUAGUCAAUGGAACUGGGUUGGUAUCAGGUAACGAUACUUCGGGUACAAUUGAGAUUUGCAUUAACGGAGUCUGGGGGACUGUCUGUGAUGACAAUUGGAACAUUGAUGAUGCUAAAGUCGCCUGUAAUGGGCUAGGACUCCCCUCUACCUAUGUAAAGCCAUACCACAAUGCUCAUUUUGGUGAAGGAGAAGGUCCUGUCUUCCUAUCAGGUCUACGGUGUGUCGGAAAUGAGCUCAAUCUAACCACCUGCACUCACAUCCUUGAGUUCAACUGUGCCCACAGAGAAGAUGCUGGUGUUCAAUGUCUGGCGAAAGCUGAGUGUUCACCAGAAGGUGCAAUCAAGUUAGUGAAUGGUUCUUCACCUAGUGAAGGAAGGCUUGAGGUCUGCAUUAGAGGAGUGUGGGGUACUGUAUCUGAUGAUAGGUGGGACUCAGUCUCUGCUUCCACUGUAUGUAGUAUAUUAGGAUUCAGCUCUCGAGGUAUGGUAGAUAGAAUUGGUACAUAUGGUCGAGGUGUUGGUCCAGUUCAUUUGGAUAACGUGUUCUGUUAUGGAUUUGAGGAGACUAUACUUGAUUGCAGUUAUGAUUAUAAUAAUGGCCUUGAGACUCAUGCUGAAGACGUUGGUAUCAAAUGUCUUGUUGGUGGUGUAUGUAAUCAUGGUGAGGUGAAGUUGGUUGGUGGGUCUGAUCCUUCUGAAGGACGUAUUGAAGUCUGUGUUGAUGGUCUUUGGGGGACGGUGGAUUCAUUCCUACUACAAUCGAACGUUGCUAAAAUUGUCUGUCGCCAGCUUGGAUACUCUGAUCAAGUGGCACUCCUCUAUUAUAAUGCUUAUUUUGGUGCUGGUUCUGGUCUUGUUGCUCUUGCCUACACAUACUGUGAUGGAGAUGAGGCUAAUCUCACUGAGUGUUCCUCCUGGAAGUUCCCUCCUGUUUAUUUCCACUCUGAUGAUGCUGGAGUCAAGUGCUACAACACAUCAGAACUAAUGGCCGGUUCCUGUACUGCUGGAGAUGUAAGACUAUUCGGAGGUCCUAAUAAUAGAUCAGGUGUAGUGGAGCUCUGUCUCAAUGGACAAUGGGGAGCUUUAUGUGACACGAGCCCUGAUGAUGAUGUAGCUGAUGUUGUCUGUGGGCAAUUAGGAUUUGCUAGCAAAGGGUCGACUGCAGUCUUUGCAACUGCUGCUAGUUAUGUUAGAAGUAAUGCCACAGGGCCUUUCUGGUUGAGGGAUGUAUCGUGUACUAAUUCACCCGAUAGUCUCCUUGACUGUGUAAGAUAUAAUCCUGACACAAGAAGUUGUACCAGCUCACGGACUAUUGGAGUCAACUGUAGCUUGAUUGAAUGUGAUGUAGGUGAUGUUCGUUUGGUUGAUGGUGAUGCUCCUUAUGAGGGUCGAGUUGAACUGUGUUUAGGUGGAAAAUGGGGAACAGUCUGUGAUAGCUCUUGGGAUCAUAGAGACGCUCAAGUUAUAUGCAAGCAGUUGGGAUAUAGCGGAGACUAUGCUUCUCCUUAUCAUGCCAAUGUUUAUCCUGGAGGUACAGUUCCAACGUUCAUUGAUGCAAUGUAUUGUACUGGGAAUGAGACAAAAUGGUCGCAGUGUAGAUACAGUACAUCAUUCACAUAUAUUUGUCGUCGUGAUGAUGACGUAGGAGUGAGAUGCUACAAUGAUUCUGCUCCUGGUGAUUGUGAAACCGGUCUUGCUCGACUUGUCAAUGGUACCGGAAACUACGACGGUAGAGUGGAGGUAUGCAUAUAUGGCACUUGGAGUACAGUUUGUGACAAUUACUGGGAAGUGCGUGAUGCUACUGUAGUCUGUAACCAGCUUGGAUACAAUAGCACUGGAGUUGCUAUAGCAUACAAGGAGAGUUAUUAUGGCUCUGGUUCUGGUGAGACAUUGCUUCGCUCAUUGACCUGCAGUGGAACAGAGAACAGUCUUUUAGAAUGUAUCCAUACAGCAACUAUUGGCUCCUGUGAUCACAGCAGGGACUCUGGAGUUAGAUGUAAAGCAGGAGUUGAGUGUAAUGUCAGUGGAGAAGUGAAGCUGGUGGAUGGGUCUUCACAGUUGGAUGGUCGUGUUGAAAUGUGCUACAAAGGACUCUGGCAUACUAUACCAAGAAGCUUUAGAUGGUCAGGCUCUAAUGCAAAGCUUGUUUGUAGGCAGUUGGGAUAUUCAAGAUUCAUUGCUGACGUUAUUACACCAGUACCAGGAAAAGGCCCCAUAUAUUCUUCGGCAUUUUAUUGUACAAGUAAUGACAACUACUUGUUGAAUUGUGAUCACAGAAAUUUAACAUAUGGAAACUAUGAUCACAGUAGUGAUGUGGGUGUUCGAUGCUAUGCUAAUGUCUCCAUUAACUGUACAUAUGGGUCUCUAAGACUAGUCAAUGGUUCUACCGAGAGAGAGGGAAGGCCAGAGGUCUGUUGGAAUGGAAUUGAUUGGAUUCCAUUGUCCAGUUCGUGGUCCAGCAAUAACCUACGGAUUGCAUGUAACAGAUUGGGCUUUGGUGCAAUUGGUGCAAAUGUUACUACUUUUGCUAAUAAAAGUGCAAACUUGUCCCUAAGGAUGAGUUGCUAUGGAAGGAUCUCAGUGUAUGAUUGUGAUUAUAGUCUAGUGAGGAAUGCAAGGCCAGUUCAGUAUAAUACUGGCAUUAUUUGUCCUGCUCCAAUGUCUAAUUGUACUGAUGGUGAUAUUCGUUUGACUGGAGGGGCCUCAGAGUUAGAAGGAAGAUUGGAGAUAUGCUAUGGUAAAACCUGGGGAACUAUCAAUGAUUUUGGAGUGAUAACACUUGAGUCUGCUGUUGUAUGCCGUCAGUUGGGUUUCUCUGAUCAAGGUAGCCGUAUUUACACCAGUGAUAUUUUUGGAGGCGAUACACUUCCAGUUGCCUUUGAUUAUUUUGUAUGCCAGGGAGAUGAGAACAGAGUCUGGGACUGCUCACUGCGUUACUACGGCUUUUUCUUCUUCUUUUCUGAUCCUAUUAGUAUACGAUGCCAACCCAAAGGAAUCAACUCUACCUCUCCUCCUGUCCCAUCCUCAACUUCUCCUCCAUUAAUGAGUACCACAAUGACCUCGAGAAUAACUUCCACUGCCAUGUCAACCACAUCAGGGAUCCCCACAUCUUCUAAAAUUAGGAGCACUAGGCCUACACCAUCAAGAACAACCAGUACUAUACAACAAUCUUCCAAUACUUUACAACAAUCUUCCAGUGCUAUACAACAAUCUUCCAGUGUUUCUUCAUCUGCUACUUCUUCUUCAAUUCCACCACUGGUUGAGCCAACAAAUGUUGGGCAGAUAUCUCUUACUGCUACUAUCAGUGGAGGAGAAAUAACUGCAGGAAACCUUGACCGUAAUGCUUUCAAAAAUGCUGUUGCCUUGUCUCUAAACAGUUACUGCGCAAAACAAGAAUGCUCCUCUAGAAAGAGAGAUUCUGACAAUCAUUUCCAGAAUAUUGAUAGCAAUAAUGUAUAUAUUAAAGAAGUGAAGGAUAUUGGAGGCGGUCGUAUGACUAUUGAGUUUUAUGUGAUGGUUAGAAGUGGUGUUGGAUAUGAUCCUGAUACUUUAGAGGAUGCCAUUAAAGAUGGAAUAAAUAAUGGUGUAUUUAGACGUGCUGGUUUCACCACUAUGAGUGUACAAAAGACUAGCACCACAACAGUAGCAACUCCUGGAGAUACUUCUAAAUCAUCAGGUCUCUCUGCUGGUGCUUCUGCUGGUCUUGCCCUUGGAAUCAUCAUCCUUCUUAUAGUGAUUGGUGUAGUUGUGGCUGUCUUAGUUAUAAUAUGGCUGAAGUAUAAGACUCAUAAAUAUGACAAAGACGGUUUGGUCGUGCGCAGUGAAAGUGGCUUCCUCAGUAACAGGAGCUCUUGUGUUGAAAUGGACACUCCUGGAUAUGAUCAAGACCAGCCUUUCUCUGAGAAAGGGUAUGAGAAAAUGCAAGAGGCCAUGUCAGAAAACACUGAAGGAGAGACAACUGAAGGUGGAAAAACUGAAACCACAGCAGAGACAGCUGAGCUCUAAUGAUCUUUGUUUUAUUUUAAUGCACAUUUCUUUUACCAUGCUGCCUAUUAUUAGUCUAUAUACUACCUGAAACUUUUAUUGUUUUCCGUUUUGAACAAUAAUAUUGUCACAUUUCCCUCACAUGUACAUGCAGUCUUGCAAGAAUUUUUUUGUAACUUAAUGCUAUUUUUUCUGCUGCUCUGUAUAAUAAUGUUUGAUAAUCAUUUCCUCUGACAUUCUACUGUACUUCUGUAUUUCUUUUGCACUAUUUUGAAAGUAGAAUCAUUGUUUUGGUAAUAAUAA